AGGCUGAGCUGAGCUGAACUCAUGGAGGCUUGCAUCUAUUGCGUGCAGAUCAGCAAACACACAUACACACUCACAGCCUUAGAAUUGAGUCUCUUACCCUCUUUGUUACAUCUUCUUUAUCCUCAUAUUCAAUCAGUUGAGACGAUAGUCGCUGAUCAUCGUCGUCACUCAACUCAAACAUACACUCUACUAUCUCCAGCCACGAAACUACAACCUCAGGAACCUCAAAAAUGAACAGAAAUCGCAACUACAGAACAGGCUCCUUCAACUCCAUCUCUCGUCCCUACCUCCCCUCAAUCGAUGAGAACGAAAUCGCCUCUACACCCUCAUCUCACAGCCCCCCAACACCUCCCCUGCGCAUCCCCAGGAAGUCACCGCGGCGCGCUCUUCGCAACAAUGCAAUCCCACCGGCGUAUAUACCUAGAGGACGAGUAUACUAUGCUCCGCCCGUGGUGCACUAUACCCCGCCACCUAGCUACAGCUACAGCGAUGCUAAGGGCAAAUUCCUAGAGCAUGAGUAUUCAGAAGCUGGGAGUUGUAGAGAGAGGAGAGUUUGUGGACUUGAUAAGCGCAGAGGAUGUUGUUUGCUGGUUAUUGCGCUUGUGGGCGUUGCUAUUGUUGCUGUUGCUUUGGGUAUUGGACUUUCGAUAGGGUUGAAGGACGAAGACAGAGCUCCUCCACAGGAGACUUACACUUCAGAACUUCCAGCUGCAUUCCCGGCUGGUUCUUUCGCCUUCAAAGCAGAUCUCCAAAACACCACCACAGACUGUACUUCUAACCCCUCAACUUGGCGCUGCUAUCCUUAUGAAAAGGGCUCAUCAGCAACGUUCUUCUGGAUAAUCUCAUCCAACAACGACUCCUCAUAUAACAUCUCAUCCACUGAAAACCCCUUUGCACCAUCAUUCACGAACUUGACCCUCAAGGUUCUCGACAAGGAUACAUCCCAAGAGCGUCUUCAGUUUUCUUUCUCAAUGAACAAGACGAUCGUCCCGGAUGAUCAGCUCUCGUCGAGCAACCGUGCAGCAAAGUGUACGUUUGAUGAUACGCUUUUCGAAGCUACACUGUGGACGCAGCGGAGGAGAGGUGAUGAGGCAGCUGAAAACACAAAGUUUGCGGCUUGGCCGGGUGAUGUUGAUGUUGUUCAGCGCAAGACAUUUGAUGGAGGAUCACCAAAUUGUGUGGAUAGCGAGGGUGGUCAAGUGGGUGACGUAAAGUCUGAGUCUGGAGCGUGCGAGUGCCGCUAUGCAAACUACGAUAUUAACUAGAUUGUCUCUAUCUGUAUUUAAGCUGGACGAGUUAAUGUUGGGACUUGGUUACGAGGAAACCAAGGUGGAUGGAUAGGUUUGGAGUUAGUGAUACCCAGGACCAACAUGUUCUAUAAUCAAUUAUAUUGGAAACGAAAAAGCAAUGACACGCGAGAAACAGUUCUAUAU
Fusarium oxysporum Fo47 is the source of this 1433-nucleotide messenger RNA. RefSeq lists its product as uncharacterized. The record is from RefSeq and is a predicted model, not a curated record. The transcript is spliced from 2 exons. Bases 231 to 1265 code for a protein of 344 amino acids. NCBI's taxonomy places the organism in Eukaryota, Fungi, Ascomycota, Sordariomycetes, Hypocreales, Nectriaceae.